Capronia coronata CBS 617.96 is the source of this 1212-nucleotide messenger RNA. RefSeq lists its product as uncharacterized. NCBI's taxonomy places the organism in Eukaryota, Fungi, Ascomycota, Eurotiomycetes, Chaetothyriales, Herpotrichiellaceae. Gene Ontology annotation, molecular function: zinc ion binding; 5-methyltetrahydropteroyltriglutamate-homocysteine S-methyltransferase activity. The coding region runs from base 1 to 1212 and encodes 403 amino acids. The record is from RefSeq and is a predicted model, not a curated record. The transcript has 2 exons.
AUGUCGUCUUCGAAAUUGCACCGCAACCCUCCCUUUCGGGCCGAACACCUAGGUUCCCUCCUCCGAACCGACAAACUCCUCGAAACCCGUCACGCGUGGGAAGCAGGGAAGAAGUCCGCCAAGGACCUGGAAGCGGUCGAGGACACCGACGUCAAGGAGAUCGUCAAGCUCCAGUAUGACCUGGGCUACGAGGCCAUCACCGAUGGCGAGUAUCGGCGACACAUGUUCUGGGGUUCCUUCUGGCCCGGCCUGGAGGGUAUGACAGAGAUCGCGACGCCAGACCCGGAUCUGUUUCGCAUGUACAUCCCCGACAUCGCCGCCUUUACGGAAGCAGGAUACAAACCUGGCGAGACGGUGCUGUGCACCGGCAAAAUCAGGCAUGUUGGUAGCACAUACACGGCGCAGUUUGACUACUUGAAGAGCUUGGUACCUGAAUCAAAAUGGGCGGGCUUGAAACUGACCCUCGCGGCGCCGAACUGGUACCAUCUGAGAUACAAGGAGGGCAAGGCAUACCCCAAGGACGUGUACAAGAAUGACGACGAGUACUUCGCCGAUGUGGCCAAGGCGUACCAAGCAGAGCUCAAGAUUCUUUACGAACACGGUUUGAGGAACGUGCAAUUCGACGACCCCAACUUGGCCUAUUUCUGCUCCGAGGCCAUGAUCGAGGGCUGGAAGAAGGACCCUCUGAACACCUGCUCGCCCGAUGAGCUUCUUGAAAAGUACAUCGAUCUAUACAACGCAUGCGUCGCCGAGAUUCCCGACGAUAUGCACGUCGGAGUGCACCUGUGUCGGGGCAACUUUGUCAACUCGCGACACUUCUCCGAAGGCGGAUAUGACCGAAUUGCGACCCUGCUGUUCCAGAAGCUCAACAUGCAUACCUACUACCUCGAGUACGACACCGCGCGUGCCGGCGGGUUCGAGCCACUGCAGCACCUGCCCAAGAACAAGAAUGUCAUCUUGGGCGUCGUCACCAGCAAGUUCCCCCAGUUGGAGAAUGAGGACGAGAUGGUCGAACGAGUCAAGGAGGCGGCCAAGUGGAUCGCCAAGGGCACAGGAGAGACGGAGAAAGAGGCCCUCAACAGAUGUGGCGUCAGUCCGCAGUGCGGCUUUGCCAGUCAUUCAAGCGGGAAUGCUGUGAAGUGGGAAGACAUGAUCGCGAAGUUGAAGUUGGUUAGGAGAAUCGCUGAUCGCAUCUGGCCAGGUGAGCCGUGA